AUGUUUAAAUGGCUCAGCCCCGAGCUACAGCAGAACAUCGCAGAAGAUGACUACUGCCAGAAACACCUGGAACCACCUCUGGUGUUCUGUGAGGAUGACCAAGUCACGCUUUGUGGCAAGUGUUUCCUGUCCCAGGAGCAUAAGACUCAUGUGGUGUGUGGAAUAAAGGAGGCUGCUGAGAGUUACAGGAAGUUAUUCCGGGACUUGUUGAACACGUUGAAGGAGAAGCUUGACGUUACUAAGAUCCUACUGGCUGAGGAACAGGAAAAAAUGGUGGUUAUUCAGGGAGAAGAGCAGAAUUUUAAAGAAGUGAUUGAAUCUGAGUAUAAGAUGAUAUUCCGGUUGAUGACUGAAGAGGAUGACAUGAACCUGCAAGGGGCCACGUUCAACCUGAACUUAAAAAAAGCCACUCUGACUCAGAAGAUGGCGUUUGUCGCAGAGCUAGAGGAGAAAUUCCAGGAAGCAAUACAGAGACUGAACAGUCUGGGGAAAGAGAACAUGAAAAGACUACAGGAGAGUGAAAUCAAGAUCUAUGAACAGAUCUACAGCCUCCAGCAGGUCAUCGCAGAGCUAGAGAAGAAGUGCGGGGAAACUCCCAUAGCGUUGCUCAAGGAUGCCCGGUGUUGUUUUGAACGCAAUGGGGUGAUGCUGCUUCAGAGCCUAGAGCCUGCCCAGAUCACGGACCCGAGAUUAUGCCAAAUACCAGGAAUGAGGAUGAUACUGGAAGUGCUUCAAAGACCUGUAACUUUGGAUCCCACAACAGCUCAUCCCUGCCUUACCUUAUCUGAGGAUCUGAGAAGCGUGAGAUUCAGAAAUGUCCAGCCCAAUGUAUCUGGCAGCCCAGAGAGCUUUGACUUCAGUGCUUCUGUGCUGGGCAAGGAGAGCUUCACCUCAGGGAGGCAUUACUGGGAGGUGGAUGUGGAAAAGGCAACGAAAUGGCAGUUGGGCGUCUACGAGGACACUGCCAGUGGGCAGGAUAUCAUGCUCAAAGCCUCCGGAGAGAAAUUCUUACUCACGGGAUCCAUGAUGGAAACCGAGUAUACCUUCUGGGUCUUUCCUCCUCUAAAAAGGGUCGCCUCAGGAGAGCAGAUACACAAAGUUGGAGUUUUCCUAGACUAUAAGUAUGGGCAGAUAUCAUUCUAUGAUGUGGCAAAGGGGCUCCUCAUUUAUAAUUUCUCUCAUCUUGUGUUCCAUGGAGCUCUCAGGCCUACCUUUUCUCUUUGUUUCCCAAAUGCAGGCACAAACACAGACUCUCUCACCAUCUGCCUCCCGGAGGCUAAUUCUUCUAACUCUGCUGCUGACCCUCAGCCCUCCUGGGUGUGA
Molecule: messenger RNA, 1323 nt
Organism: Pteronotus mesoamericanus
Lineage: Eukaryota; Metazoa; Chordata; Mammalia; Chiroptera; Mormoopidae
Gene: TRIML2
Product: tripartite motif family like 2
Exons: 7
Coding region: 1-1323 (440 amino acids)
Biological process (GO): innate immune response; regulation of gene expression; protein ubiquitination
Cellular component (GO): cytoplasm
Molecular function (GO): ubiquitin protein ligase activity; protein binding; zinc ion binding
Source: RefSeq, a predicted model, not a curated record